AUGACAGGAAUCUUCAAUAUGGAUGAUGAUGCCGAUUUAUCAACGAAGCUAGAGAAAAAGCUUAAUUUGAACUACAGGCUAGUUGAUGAGAACGGUAUCACCGCAAUAGACGGAGAUGAUAUAAAUGAUACAGUUGGUGAAUUACCACGGCCAAUACCAGCGAAAACUACCAGAAGAAAUAGCAUACCAUCAAGCAUUAAACCCUCCUCUUAUGAAAUUGACAUCCAGGAGUCAUAUGUUUCGUCUUUAAAUAAUACGAAUAGUUUCAAAAAUUAUAAACCAAAAUUAUCAGAUUUCGAGCCAAUAAAGGUUUUAGGCAGAGGUGCUUAUGGUAAAGUUAUAUUGGUUAGAGAAAUUUCUACAAAUAGAUUAUUUGCACAGAAACAACUCAAGAAAGCAUCGUUGGUAAUAAAUGAAACUAAUGAAAUACAUCAGAUAAACUACAACAGAACAAUUAAUGAAAAAUCCAUUUUGGAAAUAGUUAAUCAUCCCAAUAUUGUUAACUUGUACUAUGCAUUUCAGGAUAAUGAUAAAGUUUAUUUAAUAUUGGAAUACCUUAGUGGUGGAGAAUUGUUUCACCAUUUAGCACAGGAGAAGUUUAUGAGCGAAAAGAAUGCUUCUUAUUAUAUUGCACAAAUAAUUUUGGCCUUGAGAUAUUUGCAUAAUAAGCUCGGAGUUAUAUAUAGAGACUUGAAGCCUGAGAAUUGUAUGUUAAAUUCGUAUGGCAAUUUGGUGUUGACAGAUUUUGGUUUGUCUAAAGUUUCCACAACAGACGAAAAAAAGCACUCGAUGACUGGUACAGUCCAGUAUAUGGCACCAGAAAUUUUGAAAAACGAACCAUAUACAUACUCUGUUGAUUGGUGGUCAUUGGGGUGUGUUGCUUAUGAUCUAUUAACAGGCUCACCUCCAUUCAAUGGUAACAACAAUAAAAAAAUUAUGGAGAAGGUUAUUUCCUCGAAGAAGACUUUGAAAUUUCCUUUUUAUCUUUCGUUGGAUGCUAAAGAUUUGUUAAGAAAGUUAUUACAGCCAAAUCCAGAUAAGCGAUUCAAUAUUGAUAAUGAUUUUGAUCUGUUAAAGAGACAUCGUUUUUUCAGACAUAUUGAUUGGUCACAAUUGGAAAGUCCAGAUUAUCAAUUAGAAACAUUACCGCCUAUAUUGCCUAUUAUCACUGACCCAAUAUUGGCCGAAAAUUUUGAUGAAGAAUUUACUGAGAUGUCAUUUACUCCACCAAGCAAUGGAAGUGAUAGAAUUCACUGUGCAGCUGGAACCAAUCAAUCUGAUAUAUUGCAUAUAAAAGACUUUACAUUCACUAAUGAUAGCUACUUGAACUCAGUGUUCAAAGUAUAA
Molecule: messenger RNA, 1347 nt
Organism: Debaryomyces tyrocola
Lineage: Eukaryota; Fungi; Ascomycota; Pichiomycetes; Serinales; Debaryomycetaceae
Source: the annotation of a GenBank genome assembly